AUGAAGCUCUCUGGGACCUUGAUCUCCUUCAUUACGCUUGCCGGCUCUUCCGCUGCUCAGGCCCAGGUCGCAGCUAACAAUCCCAAUGUUGCAUGCAUUCUCAACAUUCAGGGAGCGAUCUUUUAUUUUGGGAUGCUUAUGUGGUCCGACAUGACACAUUGGUAUACUAAAGGCAUUGUCCGCUCGGAUGCAGUGCCUGUGGCCACAAGCUACGACGCCAACACGCGCACGAUUAGCGGGAUCUCUGCCGAUGGCUCGACUGAUUUACGAAUCUCAGUCUGGCCUUCUGCAAACGGAGACGGUAGCUUGGCCGCUUUUCUAGUUGAUGGAAAUCUUCAUUACAACGGGGUGACCACUCGCAUCGCUACAAACGAUUACAAUGCGUAUGGUUCAGCUUGUCAAUACUACACCGGCGCGGAAGUGAUCAAUUUCAACCUUUGCCACAAGGGCGCGCCACGAUGCUGA
This is a messenger RNA of Mixia osmundae IAM 14324, 465 nucleotides long. RefSeq lists its product as uncharacterized. The transcript is spliced from 4 exons. The record is from RefSeq and is a predicted model, not a curated record. NCBI's taxonomy places the organism in Eukaryota, Fungi, Basidiomycota, Mixiomycetes, Mixiales, Mixiaceae. Bases 1 to 465 code for a protein of 154 amino acids.